AUGUUAACAGGGGGAACUAUUUCUGCAUCUGGUUGUACGAUAGAAUGGAAUACUGUUUUUAAAACGGGUCAAACAGCUUCUACAUAUAUAGUUGCUAUCAUGGGCGAAGAUUUUUCGAAUACUGGUAGAUCAGCGCUAAGUGCUGUAUCACUAGAAAUGGCUAUUUAUGUAUAUAGUGCCGGUUCUGGCGCAUGUGUGAAUGACUCACCACAGGUUAUUGGAGCUAGAUCUAAUCGAGCAUGUAUUGCGUCUGCUUCUGUUCAUCGUCCUAAUCGUAAUGGUACCUAUGUUAAAAUCUAUCAUCAAAAUGGUACCAUGGUUUGGUCAAUUGAUUGUAGUUGGAGUCCGGAUGUUUUUUAUACAAAUCAAACAAUUAUAUUUAUUGUACGAAAUCCGAAUUGGGAUGCUGGAGCUCUUUAUUAUAUUAAUUUUGAUAAUGGUGCAUCAUCUGGCACAGCUUUCUGUGACCCGGAAUCAGCACCAAUCACAAGUAGGUAA
This is a messenger RNA of Didymodactylos carnosus, 498 nucleotides long. The record is from the annotation of a GenBank genome assembly. NCBI's taxonomy places the organism in Eukaryota, Metazoa, Rotifera, Eurotatoria, Philodinida, Philodinidae.